AUUAUGUAACCCACCUAUCUGAGUUGUAGACUGUUGAUAAGGGCUGCCAGCUCUCUCUAGCGACGCAGUGUGUGAUAGACCUUCGUCGGAAUAUGACCUUUAUGCCAGUGGAUAUAGAGUGUAAAUAGUAGUUGUAUCCAUUCAUGUCCAGGCGGCAUAUGAUCAAGGGAUGGCGUUUAUUUUGAAAUCCAACAAGUGGAACCCCGGGGAGGGCCAGGCGCCCGGUGAUACAUCCGCUGCCCCUGACAGAACGACGGAUAUCCAGGAGCGGCUCACGGGCGUCUACAGCGGAAUGUCCGGACAAACUCCCGUGAGGCAAUUCUUUGGUCCCAGUGGACGUUCGACCAAUUUCUUAAAUCGGAUGUCCACGUCAGGUCAGCAUGGCGGACACAUUAACCCGGCAUUCGAAAGAGACGACCCCGGGGAUUCGGAUGAUAGCUCCGACGUCAAACGCAACGGGGAUCUCAGCAAACCCGUCUGUUACAGCGACACCGAGUCGGACUUGCGCGAGUACGACGAAAACGAGCCUUCCGAGCGCGAAGAUAGUGAGUCAGAUGUUCCCAAUGGGAACGUGACGUCAGGCCGGGUGGGGUUCGCGGAACUGGCUGAACAAACACACCCACCCCCUAGCCCCAGAAAAUCAGUAAAGAAAGUUCCAAAACAGUGGGACCGUUUUACACAAAGCUCCAGCGACAACAUUUCCUCCAAUGACAUUGAAUUCUGGGAAAGCGUGUUUGUCGUCACCAAAAUUGUCGUCUGUGGACUGUUAUUUGCUGUGACUCUGUUUUCAGCAGUGGUGACAAAACUUUGUCUCGUCAUAAUAACCGCAAACAUUUUUCCAUCCACAAAUGAAACUUCAUUAGAAAAUCGCUUAAAAUCUUUUAACGGGUUUCUUACAUAUAAGAAUGGCGUCACGAACGUUCAGUGGAUAUGGGCCCUGAUUUUGAUGUCAGGGGCACCGUAUUUCUUCACGUGUGUCAAAGCACUAUCGAGGCUGCUGUUUCAGAUGUCAGGACGGGCGUCACCAGACUGGAUCACAAUAGCUGUGGUAUUGCUGGUGGAGACCCUGCACUCCAUAGGUCUCAACAUCAUGAUGUUCAUCAUCAUCCCCAACCUGGACCCCAUCUCUAGUCUGAUGAUUGCCCUCUGUAUCGGGGUUAUACCUGCGUGUUUGAAGGUGCGGUAUCCCAGACCAAAGGAGGAGGAGAAACGUUCCUUCGCCAUGACGUGUGUCGUCACCGUCGUAAGCAUCGUGGGUGCAGUGGGCCAGCUAGCGGCCAUUGGCGUAUUAUUCUACCACGUUAGUAAGAUGGAGACAGUCGCCUACAAGAUUCUGCUCAUAGCCGGCCCCAUAUUGACCAGUGUAUACUGGUGGGAGAACUUCGUCAAGGAGGGCGACAAGAAUUCCAUCGGCGUCGCCUGGAUGGCGAGACAGAUGCGCAAGUACCGAACAAAGCUCAUGCUCUACGGAAGCAUCUGGAAAAUGAUACUCACUAUUCUCGUCCCGACGGCUAUUUACGGUAUCAGCUGCAACGACGGGAACGCUUGUUUGAAGGCUUUGUACUACAAGGCGGCGUCUGCGAGUCUCCACUCGACCAUCGGCCACGUAGAACUCGUCUCCGCAAAGUCGUUCGGCAAUUGCUACGCCUACCUGCCUCUAGUGACGGCCACCGUUGGUGCCAUUGGAGGAAUAGUUACCUUCAAAGUUGGCAAGAUCGCGUGCAAGAUUAUGGCCCAGGUGAUUGGAUACUCUCUCCCACUAGUGUUGUCCACUCCAGCGGCAAUCGGAUUGAUACUAGGGAUGUACGGUGGGGUUUUAACAUCAAACGCUGACCCGAAACUCUGCGUGUUGCCUUUUCCGCAAUGGGUUCAUAACUUUGGAGCCGGUGAUUUCUUUCAAAGCCUUAUAGGCACACAGUGGACCUUGCUUGUGGUGUACGCUGUUGCAUUUGUAUCUCUGGUUAUGGUCACAAACCACGUCUGGAUACCGGGCAAAGAGCGACUGCAAACAACUGAUAAAUUGUUUGUUCAACCACUAUACUGCGGGAUAUUCUUGGACCAGUCCAUGUUAAUGAACAGACGAAGAGUUGAAAAGCUGAAACGAGCUUAUUUCACGAAAGACAAACUCCUUAACAUGAAGCUUGACGACCUGGAGCUCGAGGAGGACGUGAAGGGUCUGGAUGCGCAGCUGCGCACGCAGGAGACGCCACUGAUCUACAUGUGCGCCACCAUGUGGCACGAGAACGAGAACGAGAUGGUGCAGCUCCUGAAGUCCAUCUUUAGAAUGGACGAAGACCAGUCUGCUAGAAGAUAUACUCAGGUACUAUUGAAAAGGCGCGACCCGGACUACUAUGAGUUCGAAGCUCACAUCUUCUUCGACGAUGCGUUUGGCGCACAUGAGCAUGAGGAAUUCGAGUUCAACGUCAACUCGUAUGUGAAACUGCUCAUCAAGUGCGUCGAGCUUUCUGCAAGUGCUCACCACGGUCCAGCCUACAAAAUGCCGCCUCCAAAGGUCGUGCCGACCCCAUACGGCGGCCGCCUCGUCUGGAAACUUCCGGGAUCUAACAAACUGAUCGCCCAUCUCAAAGACAAGACGUACAUUCGCCACCGGAAGCGAUGGAGUCAGGUGAUGUACAUGUACUACUUCCUCGCCUAUGAACUCUUUAAAUCAAAGAACGGCAGAAAGGCGCUCCAGAAGCGCGCCGAGAACACCUUUCUGCUCGCUCUGGACGGUGAUGUGGACUUCCAUCCGAAGGCGGUGCAGCUGCUGGUUGAUAGGAUGCGGAAGAACCCCGAUGUCGGUGCGGCGUGUGGUCGGAUUCAUCCGAUUGGAAACGGCGCAAUGGUGUGGUACCAGAAAUUCGAGUACGCCGUGAGUCACUGGCUACAGAAGGCGGCAGAGGAUAAGUUCGGCUGUGUGCUGUGUAGCCCCGGAUGUUUCAGCCUGUUUCGAGGCUCCGCCCUGAUGGACGACAACGUGAUGAACCGCUACACCACACCACCCUCGGAAGCGCGCCACUACGUGCAGUACGACCAGGGCGAGGACCGGUGGCUGUGCACCCUGAUGCUGCAGCAAGGUCACCGGGUGGAGUACUGUGCCGCCUCGGACGCCCUCACGUACGCACCCGAGGGCUUCAACGAGUUCUUCAACCAGCGGCGGCGAUGGACGCCCUCCACCAUGGCAAACAUCCUUGACCUCCUCACCGACUGGAAAAGUGUCAUCAAGAAAAACCCGGAUAUCUCCCUGGCCUACGUGUUUUAUCAGGCUCUACUCAUGGUGUCCUCGAUUCUAACGCCGGGUACCAUUUUCCUGAUGAUACUGGGCGCCAUCAACCUUGCCUACCCGACCAUAGAUCUGUGGGUGGCCUUGCUCGUAAACGCGGUCCCGGUGGCAAUCAUGGUGGUGCUGUGCUUCAAGGCAAAGAGUGACACACAGCUGACGUACGCUGCCAUUCUGUCGACGCUGUACAGCCUCGUGAUGAUGGUCGUCAUCGUUGGUCUGCUCCGCCAGGCGGCUGACUACGGCAUGUGCUCCGUCACUACCGCCUUCCUGCUCUUCAUCGCAGGGGUGUUCAUUCUCGCAGCCUUCAUACAUCCUCAGGAGUUUUGGUGCAUCAUUCACGGGUUCCUCUACUUUCUGGCCAUUCCCUCCAUGUCGAUGAUCCUCAUGCUGUACUCUCUGGGGAACCUGAACAACGUGUCCUGGGGAACCAGAGAGAGUAAAACUGCAGCAGCCCCGAACGCCGGUGAAGAUAAAAAUAAGAAGCAGCCGAUGUUCUCAGGGAUUUUCUCUUUCCUGAACGGCUGCUGCCCGAGUUUGCCGAUGUUGAGUCACUCCGAGGACAGGAAGAUGCAGGCCAUCUUGGACAGGCUGGAAGGGAUUGAACAGAACGUCCGAGAAUUCAGCAAUAUUGGCAGCCAGCGCGCCGGUUCAGAGGUCAACACAAACACACUGAGGUCAAGGUCGCCAAUCGUCAUGGGCGAUGUGACAGGACCGAAACUGCCGUUUGCAAGUGUACAGGAAAAGAUAAUGGGAAACGGAACAACAACAAAUCCACUGUUUACGGAGGAGAAGCAGAAGCGGCGAGACCGGAUGUUGAACCCGUACUGGAUCGAGGAGGACAAAGACAUCCGGCUGUUCCGGCCCGGGGAGGCCCUGAGCAAGGACGAGACGCAGUUCUGGUGGGAGCUGAUUGAGGAGUACCUGAAACCCCUCGAGGAGGACGCGAAACAGAAGGCGGAGAUCUCCGCCGAGCUCACGGAACUCAGGAACAAAGUCUGCCUCAUAUUCAUCUUGAUCAACUCCCUCUUCAUCAUCGUCGUGUUCAGUCUGCAGCAAGUGGUCGCUUCCGGUGGUAGUCUGGCGUUUCCACUUCCUUGCGCCACCCUUGACGACAAUGGAAAGGCCAACAAAGGUCAAAGCAUUGAGCCAAUCAGCGUCGCGUUCACAGUCGUGUUCGGAAUACUUCUGUUCGUACAGUUCGUCUGCAUGUUGAUGCACAGAAUUGCGACGCUGCUUCAUAUCUGCGCCUCUACCGAAAUAUUCAAAAUAAAACGGAAGAUUACCUUGCCUGAUCAAGACGCCGAGGACCCGAGCGAAGACCAGAGGACGACAGCAGGAGAAAUGACAUACAAAGAGGUGUACGACAUGGUGAAGGACAUGCAGAAGGACCAGGAAGCGGACAGCAACUCCAUCACGUCCGAGUCCAGUUACGCGCCCAGCGAGGUCGACGACGACGAGGACGCCGCGAUCAGAAAGAAGGAAGCCAGGGAACGCUGGAAGUCCAUUGUCAAACAUCGCCGUCGUACCCAGGGUAACACUCUUGGAGCCAACUUUAGGAAAAACUUUGUGACAUACCAAAGCGCCAUCAGAGAACAUGAAAACCUUGAGGGAGAUGACGAGGAAAUAGCGCAGAAAUUACGGAAAAAAACUCAUUUUAACAGAAUGAACACAAAGUCAAUGAAAGUACUGGCAACGAUGGCUCGAGAUCCUUCAACCAAGCAGCGUCUCGAGAAGACGAAGGUGGUAGCCCGAAAACGCUUUGCGGAAGUCAUCGAGAGGGUGAAGUUUAGGCAACUAGUAGCCGGCGCCACAGACGAACCAGACGGGCCUGCGAACAAGAAAGUAUCCGCAGGCGACAUCUUCAGAGCCGCCGCAAAAACAGAACUCGCCAAGAGGAGCCGGACCACCGCCGAGCAGAUGGAGGCGGUUGAGAUACACCAUGAACACGAGGACGGCGAGGAGGCCACCUAUAAAAACACUGAUGACGGUGGCGCGCGCAGAGAGGGCGACGCGUACGAUGAUCCAGACUACGCCCUGGUAGGCGAGCACCUUGCGGGUCCCACUCCCGGCCCCUCUACCCGCCAGGUGACCCCUAUACCCGCUCGUAAGCUCGAUGACGGUCUACUUGACAAUGUGUCCGAUACAGAGGAAGAUAAUGUGUAUGACGACGUGGCGGCAAAACUUGAAAUACCAAAAGUAGAACAUGACGAGUGGCCCGAGGAGGACAACUAUGAGACCACGGAUGGAAAUAUCGAUGUGCUGUUUUAAUAAUUUCCCUGUGCAUGGUCACAAUGCCAGAACACGUUAGGACGGUAGGAAGAACAAUGAAUAUCGUUUAUAAGUUUGAACCGGAGAUGCAUCGUCCUUAGUAUGAGUCUACUAUCUCUUACUGUGAUACUUUUAUAAUGUUUAUAUUUUUGAUACAGCAUCAAAGUGUGUUUGCGAAUAUAUAAUAUUUGUAUUCAUCAUUUUAAAGGGACAAUGUCAUCGGCAAGGUCUUCACUCCCAUAUGAUUCGUUACAAAGCCUCGAUGAGAGAUACCCAGAGUAUUAUUUACAUAAUAAUUAGAUAAUAAUACUAGUUAAAACGUUUUUUUCUUGCAUAAUGACAAGAGUUCACACAUUCUGCGAUAACAACCGAUGUAUAUGUGUUUUUUAUAUAUCAAAUAUCUAUCAAUAAACAAACAUUCCUGUCACGUCAGUUCUCGCGGCCCUCGAGAUUUUAGUCAUGUGAUAAACCACUUAAACAGUAACAUAGGUGAACGCAGUGGUAAGUAAUAGACUAUAGUAUUAUUUAAAGACAAUAGUUAUGGAAUAUAGACGAUAACAUACGACAAAGCUUGGUGGGACGUCUAUAAUUGGCCCUAGCCGCAUAAUGGCCCUCGGGCCGUUACGCUGGCAACUGGCCGAUACUAGAUGUUUGGCCCAGCUCUGCCGUGUUUUAUUGUCUUAAAAUGAGUUUGAGACAAGUGUGGAAUGUAAAGGCAUCAGUGUUCUAAAGAUACUUGUAUCGUUAAAACUUUUUCCUGCUGCUGUGUUUAUCCUGAUUAUUCAAUAUGGUGUUGUGUAUUUUAUUAUGUUUUAUUUAUUUCAUGCACUGAUUAUUCAAUAUGGUGAUGUGUAUUUUAUUAUAUAUUAUAUUUAUUUCAUGCACACAUCUUUGUUAAAUUCACUUAUUUCAUGUAAUAUAAUGUUGGUUUACAAAAAUAGGAAUACAAUUAUUUGACGACAUAAUACAUUUUAGCGUUCAUUCCACAAACGCGCAUGAUAUGGUAUAUGUGUUACGGGGAUUUUAUUUGUAAACUGGCAUAAUGUGAAUAGUUGUUAUGAAUUUAUUUAAAUAAUUUCACCGUUUUUAUGUUUAUGUCUUAAACCGCUUGAACAAUAUUUUAAUUUAUGUUUUGUUUCAAUUUAUUGUCUGUGUAGAAUAGAAUCACCGUGCUAGUACUUUAGUUUCCUCUUUUCUGGUAAACACACUGUUGUUAGCAAAAGGUUUUACAUUGCAGUUUUUAUUUGGCAUGUAUAACAAAAAUUAUUAAAUUUUAUUAUGAACAAAA
Dreissena polymorpha is the source of this 6839-nucleotide messenger RNA. Its product is annotated as chitin synthase chs-2-like. Bases 170 to 5551 code for a protein of 1793 amino acids. Gene Ontology annotation, cellular component: cell periphery; cell septum. The transcript is spliced from 26 exons. Lineage: Eukaryota; Metazoa; Mollusca; Bivalvia; Myida; Dreissenidae. Gene Ontology annotation, molecular function: chitin synthase activity. The record is from RefSeq and is a predicted model, not a curated record.